UCCUUUUGCUCCUUCACUCGGAUGAGCUGAGAGCCCCGGGAGUGUGUUUAUGGAAAUAGUGGGGUGCCGAGCAGAAGACAACUCGUGUCCUUUCCGCCCCUCAGCCAUGCUCUUCCACGGGAUCUCCGGAGGCCACAUCCAAGGCAUCAUGGAGGAGAUGGAGCGCAGAUCCAAGAGCGAGGCCCGUCUGGCCAAAGGCGCUCAGCUCAACGGCCGGGACGCGGGAAUGCCCCCGCUCAGCCCCGAAAAGCCCGCUCUAUGCGCUGGCUGUGGAGGCAAGAUCUCGGACAGGUACUACCUGCUGGCCGUGGACAAACAGUGGCACCUUAGGUGCCUGAAGUGCUGUGAAUGUAAACUGGCCCUGGAGUCCGAGCUCACCUGCUUCGCCAAGGACGGUAGCAUUUACUGCAAGGAGGAUUACUACAGAAGGUUCUCUGUGCAGAGAUGUGCCCGCUGCCACCUUGGCAUUUCCGCCUCCGAGAUGGUUAUGCGCGCCCGAGACUCUGUCUACCACCUGAGCUGCUUCACCUGCUCCACCUGCAACAAGACUCUGACCACGGGCGACCAUUUCGGCAUGAAGGACAGCCUGGUGUACUGCCGCGCCCACUUCGAGACCCUCUUGCAAGGGGAGUAUCCACCGCAGCUGAGCUACACGGAGCUGGCGGCCAAGAGCGGCGGCUUGGCCUUGCCUUACUUCAACGGCACCGGCACCGUGCAGAAGGGGCGGCCCCGGAAGCGGAAGAGCCCAGCGCUGGGAGUGGACAUCGUCAAUUACAACUCAGGUUGUAACGAGAAUGAGGCAGACCACCUGGACCGGGACCAGCAGCCUUACCCACCCUCGCAGAAGACCAAGCGCAUGCGCACCUCCUUCAAGCACCACCAGCUCCGGACCAUGAAAUCCUAUUUUGCCAUCAACCACAAUCCGGACGCCAAGGACCUCAAGCAGCUUGCUCAGAAAACGGGCCUGACCAAAAGAGUUUUGCAGGUUUGGUUCCAAAACGCACGAGCCAAAUUCAGAAGGAACCUUUUGCGGCAGGAGAAUGGGGGUGUUGAUAAGGCCGAUGGCACGUCGCUUCCCGCCCCGCCCUCAGCUGACAGCGGCGCUCUCACUCCACCCGGCACUGCGACCACUUUAACAGACCUGACCAAUCCCUCUAUCACUGUAGUGACAUCCGUGACCUCUCACAUGGACAGCCAGGAGCCCGGAAGCCCCUCACAAACUACCUUAACGAACCUUUUCUAACAUUGAUUUUCUUUUCUUUUCUUUCUUUCUUUUAAUUAAAUUCUGCCUCUUCUUUUUUUAUUAUUAUUCUAAUUAUUAUUUUAUUAUUUGCAAGACUUUCUUUUUUUCCUUCUUCCAACCCACAAGAUAUUUGGGGAAUAAAAAUAACAGCUUGGUGUGUAGCAUCUGCAGCCACGUGGCAAAUGAGUUUAGCUUAUUGUUUCCUUUCAGUGAACAUAUUUUGUCUACAAAGUGUAUUUGGAGUUUUUUUUUUUUUUAAGAAAGAACUAAUUAGGUCUUUCAGUCGGUAAGGGGAGUUUUUGAAUCAUUCUAAUAAGUGCCUCUUAAAAUUGUAUAUUACUUAUUUCCAGCCUCUCCAGGGGAAAAAAGAGUGGUAUAAUGAUGGCAAAAAAUCAUAUUCCCACUUAAAUGAUUAGGUUAAUAAUGAAGCAGAUAAUUAGUUUUUAAAUAUUUCAAUUGUGUGAUUAUAGAAUUUUGAAGACUUCACAUUUAAAAAAAUUUAAACUGAAAAAAUAUAGAGCAUUUCAGUUUCUUGUGAACUGUUUGUUCACAGGAGGGAUAUGAUUAAACAGAAGCAUUUACAAUAGCAAUUUUAAAUAGUAAUAGUUAACUAGGCAGUACAUCUAUUCCAGGAAUGUGCAACUUUCCAAAACUUUUUACUCAGCUACUUGGUUUUCAACAUUUUAAAAAUUCCCUGUGUGUCCAUGAAAAUUCCACAUAGAAUUUGAAAUUC
Castor canadensis (American beaver) is the source of this 1976-nucleotide messenger RNA. RefSeq names its product LIM homeobox 9 (gene Lhx9). Gene Ontology annotation, biological process: neuron differentiation; regulation of transcription by RNA polymerase II. Gene Ontology annotation, molecular function: DNA-binding transcription factor activity, RNA polymerase II-specific; RNA polymerase II transcription regulatory region sequence-specific DNA binding. The record is from RefSeq and is a predicted model, not a curated record. Lineage: Eukaryota; Metazoa; Chordata; Mammalia; Rodentia; Castoridae. Gene Ontology annotation, cellular component: nucleus.